This is a messenger RNA of Helianthus annuus (common sunflower), 1352 nucleotides long. Its product is annotated as mitogen-activated protein kinase kinase 4. Bases 162 to 1214 code for a protein of 350 amino acids. Gene Ontology annotation, biological process: protein phosphorylation. The record is from RefSeq and is a predicted model, not a curated record. Gene Ontology annotation, molecular function: protein serine/threonine kinase activity; ATP binding. Gene Ontology annotation, cellular component: cytoplasm. The transcript has a single exon. Lineage: Eukaryota; Viridiplantae; Streptophyta; Magnoliopsida; Asterales; Asteraceae.
AUUAUUAUUAUUAUUAUUAUUAUUAUUAUUAUUAUUAUUGUGUUAUUUUUCCUCUAACCCAAACCCUUUUCUUGUAUUAUCUCAUCCUAUAUAUAACACACCCACACGUACAGUCGUAGUACAUCUACCAACAUUCCAAAUUUCUGUAUUUGGACAAUACCAUGAAGCCCAUCAACCAACAACCCAAUACUCGCCCCCGCCGUCGUCCUGAUCUAACCUUACCCUUACCACCACCGCAACCACAACAGCAGAUAGCCGUUCCUCUUCCUCUUCCACCCUCCUCCUCCUCUGCCGCUACCCACCAACACAUCAACUUCUCCGAACUCAACCGCCUCAACAGAAUCGGCAGCGGCAGCGGUGGUACCGUCUACAAGGUCCUCCACCGGCCCACUGCCACCCUAUACGCCCUCAAAGUGAUCUACGGAACCCACGACCACGAUGCCCGCCACCAGAUCCGUCGUGAAAUCGAGAUCCUGCGUGGGGUGGACAACCUGAACGUGGUCAAGUGUCACGACAUGUUUGAUCGUGCAGGCGAGAUUCAGGUCCUUCUGGAGUACAUGGAUGGUGGAUCACUUGAAGGCACUCAUCUGUCGGACGAAUCAUCUUUGGCGGAUCUUACACGUCAGAUUCUGUCCGGUCUGUAUUACCUCCACAGGCGUAAGAUCGUCCACCGUGAUAUCAAACCCUCCAAUCUAUUAAUUAACUCCAGAAAACAAGUGAAGAUUGCGGAUUUCGGUGUGUCUAGAAUCCUGGAACAAACAAUGGAUCCUUGUAACUCCUCGGUGGGUACCAUCGCUUACAUGAGCCCGGAAAGAAUAAACACGGAUAUAAACGAGGGAAAGUACGACGGGUGCGCUGGAGAUAUAUGGAGCGUGGGUGUGAGCAUUUUGGAGUUCUACAUAGGGCGCUUCCCAUUUAACGUGGGAAGACAGGGUGACUGGGCCAGCCUCAUGUGUGCGAUAUGCAUGUCCCAGCCACCGCAGGCGCCCGCCAAUGCGUCUGCUGAGUUUAGAGAUUUUGUAGGGCGCUGUUUGCAGAUGGAUCCGGCCAGGAGGUGGACUGCGGCGCAGUUGUUGCGACACCCGUUUGUUACAGGAGGGGCAGUGGUUAACCACAACCAUAGUAGUCGUCUUAGUAGUAGUAGUCAGGUGCACCCGACGUAUCAACUACUUCCUCCACCACCUCAAUUUUCUUCCUCUUCAUCAUCCUCUUAGUCUUCAUUCAUUAUUAUUAUUCUACUGUUGGUUGGUUCUUUAUUCUUGUACAUGUAUGUAUGUAUGUGUAAUGUAUUUUAUUACUUUCCUGAAGCAAGCAGUUAAUGUAUGGGUUAGAAAAUAGCAUUCUUGUUCCUA